AUGAGCCCCCAAAUACCCGACAAGGUCGAGCACCUCCAGGACUUCACCGCGCACGAAUGGUGCAAUGCGCUUCUCUCUGACCCCUCGGUCACGCAUAUCUCCAAGCGGCAAAUCCCGGAGGUGCGCCAAGGGGUAUCGAAUACCUUCUUCACGCGGACGCUCUUCACCGACGACGCCAUGCGCGCUUUCCUGUCGCUCUACAAGCCCGGCAAAGGCCACAGAAGAGCGCCCGGCGCCGAUGUCUUUACAGGAAGCCCGCAUGCGCCGAUCCACCAGCCGCCUGUGCCCAGCAAUGCGGAAGCCGAAGCAUUGCGCCAGAGCGCAAAGACGGAGAGGACGUUCCAGGUAGAUGACCCAGACGCACCUGAAGCGAUUGUACUCGUAUCGCUGGGCACCGACGUCGAUGGCGGUACAAAUCGCUUGCAUGGCGGUGUCACGGCGACGCUAUUGGACCAGGUCAUGGGCACACUCAUAUCAUAUGUGUAUCAGUACACAUGUGCGACGUCAGACUUGCACGUCAAGUACAAGCAAGCGGUGACUACACCGGCGAAGCUUGUAAAGGAAAAAGGACGCUGGAUCGAAACGAGGGCUUGGGUAGAGGACGGUAAGGGCACCGUGUUCGCGGAAGGCGUGGGGGCUUUCGUGAUGGCCAAGGUCAGCGGUUCAGAGGCGAAGAUGUGA
Messenger RNA from Parastagonospora nodorum SN15, 681 nucleotides. RefSeq lists its product as hypothetical. The coding region runs from base 1 to 681 and encodes 226 amino acids. The record is from RefSeq and is a predicted model, not a curated record. Lineage: Eukaryota; Fungi; Ascomycota; Dothideomycetes; Pleosporales; Phaeosphaeriaceae. The transcript has 2 exons.